CUGCCACUUUAGACGUACGAGGUGUUGUACUCGAUGGUUCUUCUCCUCUUGCCGGUCUGGAGCACUUCUCCCACCUCCAGCACUUCCUUGGAGCGGCUGCUUCUUCCCAAAGCUUCCUGGAGCUCCACGGGGAACCACCCACGCUGACGUCAUCGCUUUACACCCGCAGGGCACCAGGGUGCACUCCUCGGCGUGCUCGCAGACGACUCCCAGCCGAACCCCUGCAGGAGGUCACCAGUGCCGGCCCGGGUUUGACGGUCAUCAUGUCCACCUCGGCCCCCAUGAACCUCGUCCGCAAAAUCCCCCAACCGCCGACGGCCGUGCUAGUGGCCGUAAAAGUGCUUUUGUGCAUCAUCCCAAUCGCCCAGAUCGCAAUGGGCGCGGCGCACCUGGACGACUGCCCCCGCCAGCACUACAUUCCCGUUUACCUGAUCGUGGUGGGCGUGGCCUUGUCGCUGCUGGUGCUUGUGACGGGCCUGCCUUGCGCCCGCGUGCCCAAAGACGGCCCCCCGAACCCCUUCUGCUGGGUCAGCCUGGGCUGGAACUCUCUGCUGGCGGUUUUCCUCGUUUCCUGGUUCGUCGCCGGCAACGUGUGGAUCUACUCCAUCUACAAGCCCAACUACCACAAGAACGUCACGAGCGCCGAGCCCUACUGCGACAAAACGCUCUACCUGUUCGCCUUCUGGACCACGACGCUGGUCUACAUCGUGGUGGGUCUGUUCGUGGCCCUCGGACUCGUAGUCCUGGUCUGCCUCUACAUGUGCGGCCAGGCCGACCCCGACGACUACAUCUAGAAGCCCGAAGCCCGAGACCGCCGAGUAAUGAGCUGAGUCGCUUAAUUGAUCUUUUCUGGAGAAGUAACACUUUGUGACAAUGUUUUAUAUAUAUAUUUUGGUAUUAUUUUGCUGGUGUGAAUCGGGUACAACGUCCCUCAUUUAUUGGGGUGGCGGGGGUUACAUUUCAUAAAACACCCGCAAUAAAUCAAAUCUGCAAAGUAGCGACCAAUUAUUUAUUGUAUGGAAAUGAGCCACGU
Molecule: messenger RNA, 1033 nt
Organism: Syngnathoides biaculeatus (alligator pipefish)
Lineage: Eukaryota; Metazoa; Chordata; Actinopteri; Syngnathiformes; Syngnathidae
Product: transmembrane protein 272-like
Exons: 6
Coding region: 264-794 (176 amino acids)
Source: RefSeq, a predicted model, not a curated record